AUGUCAACGCCAGAGGUCCCACCUAAGAAGCAGAUCUUGCUGAAUGCUUUCGACAUGUCAACUGUCGGGCAUCUGUCCGUUGGACACUGGAAAAAUCCGACUGACAGAUCAGCAACAAAGCGCAAACUGGCAUAUUGGGUCGAACUAGCAAAGCUUCUUGAAAGAGGUGGCAUCAGCGGGCUAUUUCUUGCAGACACAAACGGCGGAUUCGACAUUUAUGGUGGGGAUGUAGAAGAGAGCAUCAGAAGGGCAGUUCAGUGGCCAGUAACCGAUCCAUCUAUUCCAAUCACAGCAAUGGCGGCCGUGACCAAGAAUCUUACCUUUGGCAUCACAGCAUCAACAUCUUUCGAGUCUCCUUUUGUUUUGGCAAAGCGAUUCUCGACCUUGGAUCACAUGACAGAUGGCCGUAUUGGCUGGAAUAUUGUCACAUCGUGGAAGAAGUCUGCAUUCAAUGCCAUUGGCAUUGAUCCUAUUGAGCAUGACCAGCGAUAUGCCCAAGCUGAUGAGUAUAUGAGGGUUUUGUACAAACUCUGGGAAGGCUCAUGGGCCGAUGAUGCGCUGCAGCCUGAUGUGGACACAGACACAUAUAUUGAUCCAUCCAAAGUCCGCCAUAUCAAUCAUCAGGGUAAGCAUUACAAACUGUCCACCCGCCAUAUCGUGGACCCCUCUCCUCAGCGAACGCCUUUCCUAUUUCAGGCGGGCGCGUCAGCUGAGGGUAUCGACUUUGCAGCCACUCAUGCAGAGGGCAUUUUCGUGUCAUCACCCUCACCCGAGAUCCUUCGGGCGCAGAUUGAGAAGAACCGCAAGAUUGCAGCUGAAAAGGGGCGUGACCCACGCUCUUUGAAGUUCUACCUCUCUUUUACUCCCGUUCUUGGAAAAACGGACGAAGAGGCCCAAGAGAAGUUUGAGGCGCUCAAGAAGAACGCGAGUGUCGUUGGCGGCCUGGUUCUCUUCAGCGGGUGGACUCGCAUCGACAUGUACAAACUCCCACUCGAUGAGGACAUCACUACGGUGGACUCUGACGAGGCCAGGAAGCUACGUAACAUUUUUAAGCCAACGGCCCAGACACCCGUGUGGACUGCUCGUCUGAUUGGUGAAAAGGCUGCUAUGAGUGACAUCUCCCCCUCUACCGUUGGGUCUCCAGCAACUGUAGCUGAUGUAAUGGAAAACUGGAUCAAUGUUGCUGAUUUGGACGGCUUCAAUCUCGGAUAUGUCACGUCGCCAGGUUCGUUUGAGGAUGUAGUAGAAUUACUUGUGCCUGAGCUUAGAAGACGGGGCAUAUAUCCUGAGGCUGUUGAGCCUGGAUUGACGGCACGUGAGAGGGUUUAUGGGAAGGGUCAGACUCGGUUGAGAGAUGACCAUGCCGGGAGCAAAUAUAAGUAUGAGGUAUACCUAGAGGAGGAACCUUACGCUACGUAG
Clonostachys byssicola is the source of this 1419-nucleotide messenger RNA. The record is from the annotation of a GenBank genome assembly. NCBI's taxonomy places the organism in Eukaryota, Fungi, Ascomycota, Sordariomycetes, Hypocreales, Bionectriaceae.